AUGACAAAUUCCACAGAUUCUUCAACUUCAUCCUCACGAGCAUAUACCUCUGCUCAACAACAACAACAACAACAACAACAACAACGACAAUACCCUCCUGCUCCUUCACGUAAACCUGUACGUAGCGUGUCCCGGAGAGCAUGUCUCAACUGUCGUGAAAAAAAAAUUAAAUGUGACGGAAUCCACAAGUGUCGUACAUGUCGGGCAAAUAAUCUCGAAUGUAUUUUUGUCAAGAGUCAUCGUGGUGGUCGCAGAAAUAGGAAAAAUACAGAUGGAACUGUUGCAACAACAACAUCAACAUCAACAUCAACAUCAACAUCAACAUCAACAUCAACAUCAACAACAUCAUCAGCAUCAGCAUCAACAUCAUCAACUCAGAAAGGCCCAGAAAUUACUGUCAUUACUUCAACAACUUCUUCAGUUAAUAAAAAUAACAAUAAUAAUAACAGUAGUAGUAGAAGUAGAAGUAGAAGUAGAAGUAGAAGUACUAACAACAAUGCAUUAACUACAAGAACAACUUCAUCAUCCUCCAUCACUCCACCAAGUGGCCCUGCAACUCCUGGAAUUCUUCGCAAUCCUAGUCUUUCGCGAUCACCCAGUCUUUUUGAACAACACAAUCAUAACCAUCGAAAUUAUCAACAUAUGGCUUUGGGUCCUACUUGUUCUUCAUCAUCUUCUUUGGUAGUUCCACCUACAAUAAUACAACAACAACCUUCUACUUCGUCUACGUCUACGUCUACGUCUACAUCUAAAUCUUUUACUUCAUGUACACCUGCAAUUCUUUUACCACCAAUCAUCAAUGGAAGAGAUUCUGCGAUAUCUAAUACCAUAGGACCUGCUUCUUCAUCAUCUUCACCAUCUUCUUCCAGAGAAGCUUCGAAUCAACAACUACCACAGCAACACCUUUAUGGAACACAAGUGAUACCUUCAAAAGCAACCUACCAAAUACCCGGGCAACAACUCCAACAACACACACAACAGGGUCUUGUAAGGAGGAGUUCUGGGCCAGUUGGUCUGGGGCCUCAUAUUCAACAAAAUCAUCAUCAUCACCAUCACCUUCAUCAUCAUCAUCAUCAUCAUCCACUACAGCAACAGCAACAGCACCAACAUGAUGCACUCAGACUUAUUCAUCCACAUGUGACCACUCCAUUUUCAGAUUCUCACAUGUCAGUCGGCCCCAUUGACAAUGGUAUUAGCCAUCCGCUGGUCACAUCUUCGUCUUCUUCGUCUCCAUCUAACUUGUCUCCACCUUUGUCUUCAGGACGUCUGUAUACUACAUCGGCGUCACCUCAUCAUGGAAUAAUACCAGCAAGAACAAACAGCAAUAGCAGCAGCAGCAGCAGCAGCAGCAGCAGCAGCAGUAGUAGUAGUAGUAGUAGUAGUAGUAGUAGUAGUAGUAGUAGUAAUAGCAGUAGCAGUAGCAGUAGCAGUAGCUGUAGCAACACUAACACUAACAUUAACAUUAACACUAACACUAACGUCAACUCCAACGUCAACUCCAACGCCAACUCCAACAGCAAUAAUCUUCAUGCUCACCAAAAUAAUUCACUACCAGUAAUUAAUGCACUUCCUAAACAUGAACAUCAAACUCGAUUCAUGUCUUUACCACAGCUACCACCUAUCCGUUCCGUGGGAACAACAUCUAGCUCUACUGUUACCAGUGUAUGUGCAACAAGUUCAAGGCCCAUGGCCACUGCUUCAGUGUCUGUGACGAAUAGUCAAGCAACUCAUAGUGUUGGAGUGGUGACGAAUCACACAACAAUGCAAUCAGGACUUCAAAAUUAUCCUCAGAAGAUCCAGAAUUACCAUAAUAAUCAUCACAAUUCACAUCCUAGUCAAGGUUCUAUGGCUGGAGCCGAUGCCCUGAUGGCUUUGCCUCCAUUAAGGUACCCUGCAACAACAACAACAACAACAACGGCAACAUCACCACCACCACCACCACCACUGACCACUAAGAUAUCUUCAUCAACUUCGCCAACAAAUACAUCUGCUUCUAUACAAACCACUACUGUAGCAGCAGGUUCCAAAGAUGACACUACGUUUUUCAAAAACCCAUUCACACAUGGAAUCCAUGGCACAGCCAUGCAACCUGUUUCUUUGACGUCAUCAUCACCACCGUCUUCUAGUUCAUCAACAAGUUUAUCAUCUUCUUCAUCAAAUUCAUCAUCUUCAUCAUCAUCAUCUUCUUCUUCUUCUUCUGUGGCUUCUUCAGUGUCUUUAGGAUCCUCUGCUACUCCUUUUUCUUCGAUCGGGUCAUCUCAACAACAACAGGCAUCGUUGGAUGCGCUUCGAAAUCAAAUGAUGGCAUCUCCUCCACAACAACAACUACAGCAGCAACAACUACAGCAACAGCAACAGCAACAGCCAGCUCCUCUUCCUCCGUUAUCUUUUAAGAAACCUGCAACUCGAUAUCCCGGGUCAUCUUCAUCUUCAUCUUCAUCUUCGGUAUCAUUAUCUUCUGCUUCCUCUUCAGUAUCUUCUUCAGCAUCAUCAUCAUCAUCUCAACAACAAGGAAAUACCCGGCCACCUUCGUUUGGCGUUUCGCCUCGACAUUCCGUUAUUCAAGGAGAUUCUCUAAGUCCGCUUGCUUCUUCCUAUCCUGGUCAUUCUGUCAGUCGCUGGCCUAGCACGUUAAGUCCUAUGUCUCCUAAUAACAAUUCAGUAAACUCGAUACCAUCUUCAUCUUCUUCAUCUUCAUCUUCUACUUCAUCGCCAUCUUCCUCGGUCGCCGUUUCCUCGGGCUCUUUAUAUUUUCAACAGAUUAACCUUCCAAACUCUUCUCGCCCAUUAGCCACAGCUGUUGCAACACCCCACCACUACCACCACCCCCUCCUCCAUAACCAUUUCUCGGCCGGCCUACCGGAAACCCCGCGGUUGACACCCAGUACGGUAAAUCUUUCCAAACAAACUUUCAGGGUUCAGCAGCAGCAGCAGCAGCAGCAGCAGCAGCAGCAGCAGCAUGAAGAUUAUCAGAAACAAUCAGACUCAAAAUCUUCACCAACUUCCCACGCCGCCGUCGGGGGGCCUCGGGCGUCUCCGGGAUUUGUUUCUUUGGUCAGUUGUUCCUCUACUGAUACUGCAGACUCCAUUAGGUUCACAACUGAUGACAACCCUCAGGAAACAACCAACGGACCGAAUAGCGGACCGAAAAAUGAACAGUCACACAACCGCAAUUCCAUCAAACCAACAGGCUUAAAACAAGAACCUGAUAUAAGCACUGGGUCUGCAUCUCGGUCUGUGUCCCGGAAAAGGUCUCGGAAACCCCAGCAAGAUACAAAACUAAUAGCCACGGAAAAACCUCACCCUGGAAAAAUUUCGCCAAGCUUAAACUCCGUUCCUGAUGGAGCUUCAUCGGCACCCCUCACGAAUCUCGGCUCUCACACGCUUCACAAAGCAGCCACAAAAGCCAAAACUCCGCAAUCUACGGAGACCUCCUCGACGGUGUCCGAGGCUUCGCAUCGGGUUUCUAAUACACGGGCAAAUACAACAACAGCACCAUCAACAAGAAAAAAAACUAGUCCAUCAAUAUCGUCAUUAAAUACCUGGUGGAAACUCACGGACAUUGAUGUUGCAGAACUCGACUUGCCGCCAUUUGCAAUUGCCCAAUUACUUGUGGACCUCUUCUACUCUCAUGUUCAUCCAGCAUACCCUCUGCUUCCCUCAUGGAAUGACUUGCUUGCUGCUGGACUUUCCGUGCGCACCCACUGCGCCUUGCUCCACGCCAUGUUUGCGCUCAGUUGCCGGUUCCUGGACGCAUGCAUGGGGACUCUUGGUGAACUUCCUAGCUAUCACGAUUACGACCAUGUUAAUAACGAUGAAGAUAAUCAAAACAGCGACAAUAAGAAAUAUGCAAUCCCUCAGCUGCCUGAAUAUAUCAAAGACCCGGCUUACUGGCAUACCCAAUUCUUCAAACAUCGCUGCUCAUUAGACUCUACCCGAGCCGCACAGGCCCUGGUUCUCGCCUGUAUCUCCAUAAUGUCCACAGCUGGCCCUCUUGCCAACCCUUCGCCGCUUCUUAAUCUUCUUGACGAGGCCCAGCGUGUUGUUGAUGCCGUAUUUAUUUCUGUUAUCACAACUGCUGAUGAUUCUCCGCGCGUUUUACUCGACUACUGGCGCAGAACUGUUGCUAUUCCAUCUGCUUCUUCAUCCUCUUCUUCAUCCACUACCUCUUUUUCUUCAUUGCCUAUAAAACAUCCCUACCGUCCAGGUGAAUCCAUUCGUGCAAUGGCUGCUCUUCGUACAGCGCAAACUACAGAAUCAAUUGUCCGAACUACUUGGGAAAUUUGGAAACUCCGUGUGGCUACUGCCUUGAUACAUAAUGCACCUGCUUUUGCUCCUGACUUGCGAGCACACCGUCGCCUGCCCGUUCCCGACUAUGUUUUUGAUCCAGCUCUCCAACCUGCUCCAUCAUCUUUGUCUUUAUCAUCGUCGCUGAAGCUGCAGCAACAACAGCAACAACCUGCAUAUAAUACUGACUCUCCAGAGACGACUCUACCCGUUGCGCUUUUUUGGCGCGACGUUGAGUCUUAUAUCUCUGCAGAUCCAACCACGAAAAAGAUAACAACGCGUAAACUCGACUUUUCAACGCUCCACAUUGCUUGUGUCCACGCUCUCAAUCUCGCAAUCAAAUUCCGUCGUCAGUAUGCUGCGCUGGCCGAUACAAAUACCCUAUCUACCUACACAGCCCCAGGUGUUCCUAUGGUGGCCGGUCUUGCGCGUAUCGAUUCGCGCAUCAAAACGCUCCAUGCUCUUCUUCCGUCUCCUGACCUAUGUCUCGACUCUCCCGUGUGUGCUAUGGCCCGCGCAGCUCUUUGCACAGCAGCUCUCCAUCUGCAUAUUGAUCGUGCCCGUGCUCACCUUCUUUUCCGCGUGGCCCCUCCACUUACUACUAGUAAUACCCGCAGGUCUUCUUCUCUUUCUCCUGCAGCCCGCAUUAUCGAGACCCAAAUCGAGGAACCUGUACGCCGUUCCGCUGAGCACUCAACCACCCGCUCGUAUCUCUUGUGUCAGUGGGCUGCCCAUUGUCUCUAUUUGCUUUUGGGCUCUGGUGGUGCUGACGCCGAGAACCUGUCAGUUGCGCGGCUUCGGCCUGCGUGGGCUGUUUUGCCGCCCAUUCUUCUCUCUCACGCAAUUCUUCUUGGCGCCCCUGUUAUUGCCUCGGAUGCCGUGUUGCAAGCACGCUACCGCUCUGAGUUCCGCGAAAUGUGUCGCUCAACUGAUCUUCCGGCAAAACCCUCUCUCGGAAUUGCCAUGGCUGCUCACGGGAAUUUUACCCUUUACAGUCGUAAGAAACCUACCAGCACCUCCGCUGCCCCCUCUUCUACAAACUCAGAUACAUUUACCCGCAAACGCAAGCGUAGCCAGUCGAAUGAAAAACCAAACAAAUCGUUGUCAAAACAAAAAUCCAGGUUUCGGCGAGUAUCGAAUGAUAACAACUUUAAUCAAUCUGCUUCUGCGGCCGCUGCCGCAUCCGCUGCUGCUUCAGCUGCUGCAAAAUCAACGAAAACCGUCAAUGCUGAUGCUCACGACGAAGAACACGCCUCUGCUUCGGCUCGCCGUACAAUAACCGUCGAUAACCCUACUCCUGAGAAUUUGGCGGUUGCACGCCGCGAGGUUCUUACACGCGCUACCAGCGGUGCGGAAUUGAGAGCGGAGGAGCAAGCAGUCUCGGAAGCAGAGUCAGAGGUAGAAGAACGCGCCGAGCGCCGCGCACGGCAGCGCGCAUGCACAAGUGCGCGGCACGAUGCACAAGCCAAGGCUGAAACUAAGGCAUUUGCGCGCGUUAUUGGUUCCCAAGGAGCCCGCGCAGAUGCAGGAACAGCAGUAAACAGUGGUGAGGUUCAAAGCCAAGGUGCUGGUGCAAUAAACGGUGAUGGAAAUAAUUAUGACGGUGGUACCAACAACAACAAUAAUGAUAAUCAAGAACGACCGGCAACAGCAACAGCUACUCAAGCUACCGGACCUGGCGCAUCAACUGAAGCAGCAGCUAACGUGGGAUUGGACUCAAACGUAGACCUGUAUGCAGAUGCACAUGCUUCUGCUAAACUUGGCAGCGACGGGCCCAGUGUCGAAGUCACAUCCAAAGCUUCGCGGGGGAACAACACCGAUGCAACAGCCUCUGCCAAUGGACCAAGUCGUGCAACUCAAACCCAGGUUUCUCGUGGGGGUGACGGUUCUGAGGGUUCUUCGUCGUCAACGGCGGCAGCAGCAGCUGCAGCAGCUUCAGAUGAACGCGUGGAGUCGUCACAAAUCGCGGACUCUGAUGCAGUAGCAAGUAGUGCUGAAACUCGCGAGGUUCAAAUCCAAGAGUACACGACACCGGAGGGAAGUGUGCAAGUUGUUGCGAACGCUGAGGCAGAUGCAACUGCAGAUGCAGAGUCCCAUGCGCGAGCUCAAGGAUCGAGUCAAGCAGUAUCUGCGGCCACGGCUGCCGCUGUUGAUCCAAGAACUGCGGACGAUGAAGAUGAGUCUCAUGACGGUGACGAGAGUAGUCUUGCGAGCGGAUCGAGCAGUGAUGACGAAGACGACGAUGAUGAUUACCAAAGCAGUAUUAGUAGCAACGAGGAUUCCGGAAGAAGAGAUGUGCACGAGGAUGAUUCAGAUAACGAGUCGCAGCGGACGUUGCACGAUAACGAGGAACGUGAACGGGAUACAAGCGGACUGCGUGGCGGGCGGUUACGACGAGUGGCAGCGGCUGGCCGCGCGCUAGCUGAGUACCCAGACGCAUGGACAUCUUCACCUUCCUCUUCAACAGGAGCUUCUACUGCUACUUCUACUGCUACGCUUGUUGCUGCACCUUCUACCGCAGUGGCAUCUAUUUCUGCACCUGCAGCGGUGGCCUCCAAGACUCCUCACCACCCACCGUGGCGCGUGGCUGUUGGGUACUACGGUUCUGCAAACGCGUGUGUGUGCAAGUUGGGUGUGCUUCUAAAGGCUGCGCAGACGGUGGCCCGCGUGUGGCGUCAUGGAGUGCCUGGGGUUGUUCCAGUAAUUGUGGGGAGCCGUUGGGGGGACGGAUUACACGAAGACACUGGGCCUGCUUCUUCUGUUGCUCAUGGUGAUAAUGACAAUGAUGUCAAUGGAAUCAAUGAGGACGAUGAUGAAAAUGCGGUUUAUUUUGGAAUUACAAACUUUGGAGGCAGUGCACACCUCGAUAAUCUUGUAUUCUGGUCGAGCCGCAGUUUGGCUGCGGAGUGCUAUAUGGUUGUACGGGCUGUAACGGUUCAAUGUGACGCGGGACUGGGGGAGUCCAUUACGCGUGUGUAA
This is a messenger RNA of Magnusiomyces paraingens, 7266 nucleotides long. RefSeq lists its product as uncharacterized. The transcript has a single exon. The record is from RefSeq and is a predicted model, not a curated record. Bases 1 to 7266 code for a protein of 2421 amino acids. Gene Ontology annotation, biological process: regulation of DNA-templated transcription. Gene Ontology annotation, molecular function: zinc ion binding; DNA-binding transcription factor activity, RNA polymerase II-specific. Lineage: Eukaryota; Fungi; Ascomycota; Dipodascomycetes; Dipodascales; Dipodascaceae.